AUGAAUCAGCCUUCGCAAGCUGGCCAGUCGUCAUCGUCGGAAGAGCCGGCCGCUGCGUCUCCUCCUCGUCAAAAGGCGCAGUGGAUGUAUGCCAGUGGGGACGCUUGGGCUACUUUCCAGCCUCAGGACAAUGACAAGCUCGAAGAGAGGUGGAAUAAGCUCGGUGGUGAGGAAUGGGCUCGCUCUCAUCGAUCGCAGUCACCCGAUCACGACGAGAAGCAGCAGACGACCUCGUCCUCGCCCCGUGCUCCUCCUUCAGGCGUAGAAGCGGUUCAGUCGGCUCUUUCGGACUCUGCAGACCCAUCUCACACCGACAAGCGCUCCUCGCGCUCUGCAAAGAGCCAUCGUAAGCCCUCAAACGAUUCAUGGCUCAACGGCUUGCAACAAUACGUCCCCUUCAUCAGCAAUGUACGCUCCGAUGCCGAUAGCGACGAUGGCUCACAGUCCCAAUCUGCUCAACCGGAUAAUUCCACCAACGAAACGUCCAAUUCGGAACCGGACAAGAUCCACGUCAAUUACAUUCUCGAUCCCGAUGAGCCCGAGACGGAGCGAGUCGCCAAGGUAGAGGUCAUGGAGGAUAAUCUCUUCGAUGUCGACCUCGAGUCCAUGACGCUCUAUCCCGUCUUCUGGAAAGGCGUCUUGCUCAAAGUCGUGCGCGCGACCUGGUUCUACUCGUCCCUCACUGACGGUUCCUACGCACCCAUCAGCUGGGAUGAUUCGCUCUCGCACGAUCUCGAUAAUGCCUACGCCGAAGCUCGCCCUUGGCUCAAAAUCUCGGAUUCUCGCGACGACUCCGAUCGAGGCGAAGAGACCGACAGAACCGAGCUUCAUCCGCUUCCGAGCAUGAAAGACCAAGGCCAAGUCUCGUUUCAGGAUGCAGAGGUCGGGCGUAUCUUUUCUCAAGAUCUACGAGGUCGUUUCCUGUCUGUCCUUGGCGGAUCGAUCGUUGUUCGAGGCUUUGAUCGCGCCGAGCAGAUCGCCGAGCAGAAAUCAUCUGGUGCCCUCCUACCCCUUUCACUGCCAUGGGCCAAUGACGACCAGAGCACUACCCAAAAGGGCAGCGAGGCUCAACGCCAAGGCUCCAGUGUUGGCGCUCGGUCUGCAUCGAAACGCGAAGGCGCAGCUGACGCUUCUUCUGCUCCUCCAUCCGGCGGAGGCGCGGACGGUGCACAUCGCGCCCAGCCUUCGUCCAGUGGAGAUCAGGACGAGCGAAGAUCCUUUGCUGCCAAGCUCGUGCCUUCUAGCGAUGCAGCUCUACGACCUCUGGUCACACUCAAGAAGCUGUUCGGCUAUGACGAGAACCAGGCUUCCGACGAAGAGAAGCGCAAGGUCAAACAGCAGAUGACCGAGGACGAACUGGAUCGACAGAGACGCUCCGAAAACGAUCCAGCCCUCUUGCCCGAUGAUCGUAAGGACGAGCCGCCUGAGCUCGUGUUUGCCAUACAUGGGAUUGGUCAGCAGCUGACGGAGGACUUUGAAGCGCUAGAUUUCGUCUAUGAUGUAGAGCAUCUUCGCAACCUUGCAAGCGAAAACGCCCGGGAUCCUGCCAUUCGUCGAUUGUCGCGAGGGCGUAGAGCUCAAUUCAUCCCCAUCUGCUGGCGCAGGUUUGUGCAUUUUGACGACGAGCCAGAGAGCAACGACAACUUCUAUACACUCAACGACAUCACCAACACUGCAGCCAUCCCACUCGUUCGCAACGUCAUCACCAAAGUCGUACUUGAUGUGCCCUUUUACCUUUCUCGACAUCGCAAAAAGAUGAUCGACUCGGUCAUCUCGGAGCUCAACCGUACCUAUCGGCUCUUUUGCCGUCGCAAUCCAAACUUUGAAAAGAAAGCGGGGCGUGUAUCCAUCAUUGGCCAUUCCCUCGGAUCUGCCUUGUCCGCAGACAUCCUUUCAGCGCAGCCCUCUAGGGUGCCGCCACUAUCCGAAGUAGAGCGAAGCGAUCAGGAAGCCCUCCGCCGCAACGAUCGCCUCCAUUUCAACGUCAAAAACCUUUUCUUUAUCGGCUCACCUGUUGCAUUCUUCUUCCACCUCAACGGCGGCCAACUCAUCGCAAGGAGUGGGACAGAAAGACAUCCCAACAACGACUCAGAUGCUCUCGACGAGGAAAUCGGCCGAUAUGGCUGCCUUGCUGCUGAGAACGUGUACAAUGUCUUCAACCCUAACGAUCCCGUGGCCUUCCAGCUGGCACCUACGGUUGACUCGGCCUACGCCAAGCUCAUAAAACCGCUCUCGAUUGAGAGCGCCACCGAUGCUCUCCUGCGAUCCCUGUCUAUGCCACGCAUUAGCGUCAGUCGGGUGUUCGAAAAGUACAAAGAGCAUCCAUUCCAGGGGGCGGGUAAGAUGAUGCGACGAGCAAGGAUUUUGGAAGGUGACUCAGGAGCGCUUCCUGCCGAGCUUUCAGGGGAUGAGAAAAAGCAGGCGGCGCAGAGGGAGACGGGCAAGCGAACGGUAGAUGCCUCCGACUAUCUUCAGACCGUGCGGAAGUGGCAUCAUCUGCAAACGGGUGGCUCGGAGCCGAUCGAGUCUGGCGCAGCCACUCCAGAGAAGCGGGAAUUGGAGACGGAAAAGGGUGCACGGAAGAAGCAGCUGCAGCCCGAGAUGGCUUUCCGCACCUCUUCUGUUCCGGACGACGAGGGGGACGAGAAGCAUACUUUCGAUCUGGAGUCGCUCGAGCGCGCCGAACGCCGCUUCCGCGCGCUCAACCCACACGGGUGCAUCGACUACCAUCUAUCGGCUAGUAUCAGUCUGAGUGGAUACAUCGACAUGUUUGGAGCUCACUUGUCGUACUGGACCCACCAGGACUUUGCUGUAUUUGUGCUGACUCAGCUGUUUAUGGAUUUCACCAAGAGGGACGAGGUGACGAUUGUGCCGCAGCUUCAAGGCGUCGAUGGCGGCGAGGGAAGUGAUGGGGAAGAAGACGAAGAUUCGGAUGAGGAGGAGAGUGAGGAAGAAGAGUGA
Molecule: messenger RNA, 2961 nt
Organism: Sporisorium graminicola
Lineage: Eukaryota; Fungi; Basidiomycota; Ustilaginomycetes; Ustilaginales; Ustilaginaceae
Exons: 1
Coding region: 1-2961 (986 amino acids)
Cellular component (GO): cytoplasm
Molecular function (GO): glycerophospholipase activity; metal ion binding
Source: RefSeq, a predicted model, not a curated record